CAUGAUUUUUACGUUCGUCAUGGCUGGAUGGGAAGGUGUAGCACAUGAUGCAAGAAUAUUAUCAGAGGCAUUAUCAGAUCCAGAUGCACCAUUCCCCUUUCCACCACAAGACAAGUAUUAUCUUUGUGAUGCCGCGUAUGCACACAUACGGGGAUUUAUGGCUCCAUAUCGUAAUGUGAGGUAUUGGCUAGGAGAUUUUCGCCGAAGACGUGCGUUGAGUAAUAAAGAGAAAUUUAACCAUGCUCAUGCAAGACUUCGGAACGUAAUUGAGCGUGCUUUUGGUGUCUUGAAAGCAAGAUUCCCUAUUUUGAAAAGGAUGGCACCAUUUCCAUUGGUUACACAAAGGAACAUUACCAUUGCAUGUUUCGCGCUACAUAAUUUUAUAAGGAAAGAGGGUUUAAGCGAUGAAUUGUUUACAGAAUACGAUCAACCCAAUGUUUCGGUGCAUAAUUGGCUAGUGCACGUUGAUGCUGAUGAAGACGAGGUUGAAGCACAUGGUACUGCAUUGGAUCGGGAAUAUAUGACUCAGUUACGAGAUGAAAUUGCUGAGCAGUUAAUGCAAAGCAUGGAUACAAUGCUUUAAAAAAAUGUUAUUGUCUUUUUUAUGAAUAUUAUUUCAGU
Molecule: messenger RNA, 621 nt
Organism: Helianthus annuus (common sunflower)
Lineage: Eukaryota; Viridiplantae; Streptophyta; Magnoliopsida; Asterales; Asteraceae
Exons: 2
Coding region: 2-583 (193 amino acids)
Source: RefSeq, a predicted model, not a curated record